Phyllostomus hastatus (greater spear-nosed bat) is the source of this 2425-nucleotide messenger RNA. It is a transcript of the gene MTMR12, whose product is annotated as myotubularin related protein 12. The transcript has 16 exons. The coding region runs from base 136 to 2379 and encodes 747 amino acids. NCBI's taxonomy places the organism in Eukaryota, Metazoa, Chordata, Mammalia, Chiroptera, Phyllostomidae. The record is from RefSeq and is a predicted model, not a curated record.
UGCGGGCGGUGCCGCGGCCCUCGCGGCCCUGGGGAUGGGCGGAGCCCCAGCCGCCAGUGCUGGUGGCCGCCGCCGCUGCCGUAGUCCGAGCGGCCACCUCUAUUUCGGCGCGUCGCUGCUUCCCAGGGCGGUGGUAUGCUGGGGAAAGCGGUAGUCGGCGCUGGCGGCGGCACCAAGGUGCUGAAACCCUCCUUCGUGUCAUACGUGCGCCCCGAGGAAAUUCACACAAACGAAAAGGAAGUAACAGAGAAGGAAGUAACUCUUCACUUGUUGCCAGGUGAGCAGCUGCUUUGUGAAGCCAGCACCGUCCUGAAGUAUGUCCAGGAGGAUUCAUGUCAGCGCGGGAUCUGUGGGAGACUGGUCUGCACGGACUUCAAGAUCGCUUUCUUGGGCAGUGACGAGUCUGCCCUGGAGAACGACGAAACCCAGUUUAAGAACAAGAUUAUAGGAGAAAAUGACAUUACACUCCACUGUGUGGAUCAGAUUUAUGGAGUGUUUGAUGAGAAAAAAAAAACUCUCUUCGGACAGCUGAAGAAGUACCCCGAGAAACUCAUCAUCCACUGCAAAGACCUCCGGGUGUUCCACUUCUGCCUGAGGUACACGAAAGAAGAGGAAGUCAAAAGGAUUGUCAGCGGCAUCAUUCACCACACCCUGACCCCUAAACUGCUCAAGCGCUUGUUUCUCUUUUCCUAUGCAGCUGCUGUACAGAACAGUGCAGCCACCAGCCCCGAGAGCCACACUGUGAUGUUUGACACCCUCGAGGACUGGUGUCGGGAGCUGGACCGGACCCGGGGCAGCGUGAAGUACAAAGCAGUGAGUGUCAACGAAGGCUACAGGGUCUGUGAAAGGUUGCCUGCAUACUUCGUUGUCCCCACCCCUCUUCCCGAAGAGAACGUGUCGCGCUUUCAGGGUCACGGCGUACCGAUAUGGUGUUGGUCCUGCCACAAUGGAUGUGCCCUUUUGAAAAUGUCAGCCCUACCCAAAGAACAGGAUGAUAGCGUUUUGCAAACCCAGAAGAGCUUCUUGGAAGGAAUUUACAGGAUCAUCCACAGGCCACCCUACGAGAUUGUCAAAACCGAAGACCUAUCAAGCAACUUCGUGUCCCUGCAGGACAUCCAGACUGCGUACUCCAAGUUUAAACAGCUGUUUCUGAUAGAUAACAGCACUGAAUUUUGGGACACAGAUAUAAAAUGGUUUUCUCUGUUGGAAAGUAGCAGCUGGCUUGACAUAAUCAGACGUUGCCUGAAAAAAGCAAUAGAGAUCGUGGAAUGUCUAGAAGCACAGAACAUGAACGUUCUUCUCGUAGAGGAGAACGCUUCCGACCUCUGCUGCCUCGUCUCCUCCCUGGUGCAAGUGAUGAUGGACCCCCACUGCAGAACCAGCGCUGGCUUCCAGAGCCUCAUCCAGAAGGAGUGGGUCAUGGGCGGGCACUGCUUCCUGGACCGCUGCAACCAUCUCCGCCAGAGCGACAAGGAGGAGGUGCCUGUGUUCCUGCUCUUCUUGGACUGUGUCUGGCAGCUGGUGCACCAGCACCCCCCAGCAUUUGAGUUCACGGAGACCUACCUGACCGUUUUGUCAGAUAGCCUGUACAUACCCAUUUUUAGCACCUUCUUCUUCAAUUCGCCUCAUCAGAAAGAAACGAACAUGGGCAGGGAAGGCCCGGAUGCACAAGGCAAGCCUUUGAGCCUGCUCACCGUGUGGGACUGGUCUGUGCAGUUUGAACCCAAAGCCCAGACGCUGCUCAGAAACCCUCUGUACGUGGAAAAGCCGAAAUUGGACAAAGGCCAGCGGAAAGGAACGCGCUUCAAACAUCAACGACAGCUUUCUUUGCCACUCACCCAAUCUAAGUCAUCUCCCAAAAGAGGAUUUCUCAGGGAAGAAACAGAUCAUUUAAUUAAAAACCUUCUGGGCAAGAGAAUUAGCAAACUGAUCAAUUCUUCUGAUGAGCUGCAAGACACCUUUCGAGAGUUCUAUGAUAGCUGGCACAGCAAGCCCACCGACUACCACGGUCUGUUGCUGCCUCACAUCGAGGGGCCCGAAAUCAGGGUCUGGGCCCAGCGCUACUUGCGUUGGAUUCCAGAAGCCCAAAUUCUGGGCGGUGGCACGGUGGCCACCAUGAGCAAACUCUUGGAAAUGAUGGAGGAAGUACAGAGCCUACAGGAAAAAAUCAACGAGGGACACCACCACCAGGAGGCCCCCCAGGCAGAGUCCCCCUCCCGGCUGAGGAACUCUGUCCGCCUGUCCUCUUUGUUUCCUUUUGCUUUGCUGCAGCGGCCGUCCUCGAAGCCCGUCUUGCCCACCAGUGGCUGGAAAGCUUUGGGAGACGAGGAAGAUCUGGCCAAACGGGAAGAUGAGUUUGUGGAUCUAGGGGAUGUGUGACCCCCCUGCUCAGUGGUGGUGAGAGUGGUUGGCAUUUUGAAGACUG